Molecule: messenger RNA, 507 nt
Organism: Caenorhabditis auriculariae
Lineage: Eukaryota; Metazoa; Nematoda; Chromadorea; Rhabditida; Rhabditidae
Source: the annotation of a GenBank genome assembly
AUGAACACCACUGGUUCUCCUCUGAACGAAGCGGACAAGGAGUUCCUGAGACAAGAGUUGAGGGAUGUCGAGGGCGAGAUUCAAUCGCUGAAACUCGCGCUUUCCAACCGUCAGAAGCACGCUGCGGAGCUCAAGAGAAAACUCGGUAUUUCUCCUUUUGCUGAUCUCACUGACGACAUCAACCGUACCAAAAAGGUUUUUGUUCAUUUUAUAGGAUUUCAAGAAGUUUAAUUGUAAAUGGUUCAGCUCGUGACAGAUUCUGAAGCCUAUCAGCUCACGGCUGAGGUCACCGCUGCAGCCGCAGACACGGUCAAGGAAAAAUGGCAGGGCGUGACAAACUCUUCGAUUUUCAAGUCUUUCGAAGCCAAAGUUGGCUCCGCGCUUGACCACGUGAAUUGGAUUGUCUUUUCAGUAAUUAUUUUUUGAAUCCAGGCGAAAUCUGCAGCCUCCACAUCGCUCGAUUUUAUUGCCGAGGCAAUCAAAGACCCUGUUCGCCCCUCUCAUUGA